Messenger RNA from Pieris macdunnoughi, 504 nucleotides. The record is from the annotation of a GenBank genome assembly. Lineage: Eukaryota; Metazoa; Arthropoda; Insecta; Lepidoptera; Pieridae.
AUGGUACAGUACAGUACUACAACCCUUGUUCUUUACCUUAGUUUUCCGUAUCUGUCUGUUUCUUUUCUUAAUACGCAAUUAGUGACUUCUGACAUACGCCGUCGAUUAUUGGAUGUCGUAAAAAAAGCGCGCUAUGUUGGUAUUCAAGGAACUCAAUUCAACACAUACGUGACGCUCAAGUUGCAGAAUGUCAAGUCGACAACGGUGACAGUCAAGGGUCCGACUCCAUGUUGGGAGCAAGACUUCCUUUUUGAAAUAAACGACAUCAACUUGGGCCUCCUGGUGGAAGUUUGGAACAAAGGGGUCAUCUGGGACCGUGCUUUAGGCUACCACUACCUACCACUCACAUCCGUCGCUUAUGACGAGCAAGAGUGCGGCGGGCGCUGGGUGGAAUUGGAGGCUCAGUUGAUGAUGCGCGGUGGUGCCGUGGUCGGAACUACCGGACCCACGGGCCAUGCGCUGCUCCUCGACUGCAGAUUUGAACCGCCUUUUGGUGAGUCGUAG